Pocillopora damicornis (cauliflower coral) is the source of this 3772-nucleotide messenger RNA. RefSeq names its product transcriptional repressor NF-X1. Gene Ontology annotation, molecular function: DNA-binding transcription factor activity, RNA polymerase II-specific; RNA polymerase II transcription regulatory region sequence-specific DNA binding; zinc ion binding. The record is from RefSeq and is a predicted model, not a curated record. Gene Ontology annotation, cellular component: nucleus. Gene Ontology annotation, biological process: negative regulation of transcription by RNA polymerase II. Lineage: Eukaryota; Metazoa; Cnidaria; Anthozoa; Scleractinia; Pocilloporidae.
CUAGAGAUUUCGUAUGAUGGUGAAACCGUCGACGAGACUUUGAUAAAACUAUUGGAGAGACUAGGUGGUGGCGGAAACGCCGAAACUUCGUCGAACUUUUGGUUGCCAUUCAUUAAGACAGGGGCGAUCAGUUAAAUUGAAACCGUGUGAUUCGCAAGGGAGACAUCUGCCCUAUGAUUAACUGUGAUAGGAAGGACACGAGAGGGUUUUACUUAUUAUGGCAGAGGAUGGUUUAGCUAGGAACUUAGAUGAUGUAACAGUAGGCACUGGAGGUAAUGGAGUGAUACAAGGCAGAACACCACAGUCAGCAGCAAGCAGCCACGGUAAAGGAAAAACUGCAAGUAGAGGAAGAAUUUAUAAUAACAGGCUUGCAUCUGCACAUGGUCAGUACUAUCCUAGUGCUGGUAGCUCGUCAGGAUACUGUCAUCCACAUGGCAAUGACUGGAAACUCACAUCAAAUGAAGAUGACAAGGCCCGAUAUACAGUGAAGCAAAUUGAUCAUGAUGAGAUAGGGGAAUUGUCAAGAGAGCAAGACACUGUCCUGGAAUCACAACAAGGGGCAUGCUACCAACCUACCAAGAUGGAGACAGAGGCAGUCUGCCAAAAGAAAGAAGACAUUGCUAAUGACUCUCGAAAAGCUAGGGGGAAAACUGCUAAAAUUUCAGUGGACCAGCCAAGGGCAAAAGAAAGCAGAAGAAAGAACUCACAAGGUAAAAGGGGACUUCAAAGACAUCAUGGUGGCAACAAUGAAUUUACCCCUUUAUCUUGCGAUAGUCAUGAAUUCUGUAAUGACCUUACAAUGCAAGAAAGAGUCAUUCAUAAAUCCAAGAUUUCUACUAAAAUGGACUCUUUAAGCUCUAUAUGGCAACCUAAUUUUAACUACAGUAAACAUGGACACAGAUCCAAGAAACUUGAUAAACCAGAUGGUAGGCAGAAGGGACAAAAGGGAGAAACUUCUGCAAUAAAAACAGGAAAGAGAGGCAAUAUAAGAGAUUACAGAAGACAAAAGGAAGAAGUUCUUCGAACACUCAGUUAUCUUAAUCCACUGCAGUCAUCUCAAGCCAGUGUCUUGAUAGAACAGCUAAGGAAUGAGACAUAUGAGUGUAUGGUUUGCUGUGAACGGAUUCGAUGUAGUGCUGCUGUGUGGAACUGUUGCAGUUGUUAUCAUUUGUUUCACAUGGGCUGUGUGAGAAAAUGGGCAAAAUCCUCUGUGGCUAUACCUCCAGAAGGUGAUGAAAUUGGUGGUUGGCGAUGUCCAGGCUGUCAACAUAUUACUCAGGGUAUUCCAGCUGUCUACAAAUGCUUUUGUGGGAAAGUUACUGAUCCUGAGUGGAGACGUCAUGAAGGGUUGACACCUCACAGUUGUGGAGAACUAUGUGGAAAACAGAGAGAUUCACUUUGCCAACAUCGCUGUAACCAGCUCUGUCAUCCUGGGCCCUGCCCUUCUUGCCCUGUGAUGAUAACAAAAGCCUGUUCCUGUGGAAAAACAAAGAAGUGCAUUAGAUGUGGUCAGGCAACUGUCAUAUUGUGUGACCAAGUUUGCAACAAAAUUCUCAACUGUCUCACCCACAAGUGUUCAAGAAUUUGUCACCAAGGUCCCUGUGGAGACUGUAAAAUCCUUGUACAACAAGUUUGUUAUUGUGGAAAACAACACCGGGAGGUGUUUUGUGGAGCAGGUGUACCUGACAAUGAGGAUCUGGAAGCAAAAUCAGGAUGUUUCUCUUGCCAAGACAAGUGCUUAAGGACCCUUGAUUGUGGUAACCAUAACUGUCAAAAUGUUUGUCAUAUUGGAGUUUGUAAAGAAUGUCUGCUGAAGCCAUCAAUUUUAACAAGUUGUCCAUGUGGAAAAACUCCUGUUUUUGAUUUGCUUGGUGGUCAUGAUGUCAGAAAAUCCUGCUUAGAUCCAGUGCCAACCUGCAAAUUGAUGUGUGGGAAGGUUCUUCCUUGCAGUCCAUCCAAAGAUCUGUCAUCUGCGGAAGGCAGAGGAGGCAAAACCACCAAAGAGCACUGCUGUAAAAUGCAAUGUCAUCUAGGUGAGUGUGGUCCUUGUGAUGGAAGGACAAAAGUCAAGUGUAGAUGUGGUACAAAUUCCAAGGAGAUCCCUUGCUCAGAGAUAAACUUUGAAGAAUAUACCUGUGACCAACGCUGUAACAAGAAAAGACAAUGUGGACGACACAGGUGUAACAAGAAAUGCUGUGGGGAUGUGGAACACAAGUGUGAGUUUAUUUGUGGUAAAAAGCUGCAAUGUGGUCUUCAUCAAUGCCCAGAACCUUGUCACCCUGCUGGUUAUUGUCCACCUUGCUUGAUGUCAGGCUUUGACGAAUUAAAAUGUUAUUGUGGAGCUACAGUUUUGUACCCACCAAUCCCAUGUGGAACUACACCUCCUGAGUGUGACAAGCCUUGCUCAAGGAUUCAUACUUGUCACCAUCCAGUGAAUCAUACAUGCCACAGUGAAGAAACGUGCCCUCCUUGCACAAUAUUGACCAAGAAAAAAUGUAUGGGAGACCAUGAGGUUCGACACAACAUUCCGUGCCAUGUAAAUGAUGUCUCAUGUGGAAAGGAGUGUGGAAAACCACUGAAUUGUGGACACAAAUGUCUGAAAAUUUGUCAUAGGCUUCCAUGUCUGAGUGACGAUGAGCCAUGUUUACAACCCUGCGAGUUUCCACGUAAGGAUUGUGGUCACCCAUGUGCAGCAACCUGCCAUUCUGGCAAGCAAUGCCCAGCAAUACCAUGCAAAGUCAAGGUCACAGUAAAAUGCAAAUGUGGGAGACGUUCAGAAAAGUUACCCUGUCUUCAAGGGGGCGAAAAGACGGCUGUUACUCAAGCAUAUCAGCGCCUGGCCACCGAGACACUUGCAACCAAGAUGAAAGAUUUACAAAGUGGCCAGUGUAUAGAUAUCAGCAGCAUGAUGAAAGUGGAUGAUAAGAAGUUGCGAGAGCUUGAGUGUAACAGUGAUUGUCAUGUACACGAACGAAACAGACGGUUGGCCGAAGCACUUAACAUUGAAAAUGCUGAUUUGUCCCAAGAGGUCUCAUUUCGCUUUUCACCAUUCCUUUGGACGGAAGCCAAGCAAAAUCUAAAAUUUGCCAAGUCUGUGGAGGAGGCACUGGAAAAUCUUGUUCAAGCUACUUUGAAGUCAACAACAUCUCAAAGGACACAUUCCUUUCCACCGAUGAACUCAAAUCAAAGACGGCUCGUCCAUGAACUUGCUGUGUUUUACAACUGUGCAUCCAGAAGUUAUGAUAAAGAACCAAAAAGAAACACAGUAGUAACUGCCACUAAGGAGUCUCGUCUUCCGUCUGCAAGAUUAUCAUCACAGAUAGAGAGAGAAAUCAACCCGCCCCCUCCUCAGCCCAUACCAUUCCUACCCUCCUCUCAGGAACCUACAAAAAAGUUAUUGUCUCAGGAAAGGAAAAAAACCGCAUGGGCACAACCUCCUGAUUACUUUUCCGAUGAUUUCCAAGACUGAUAACAAGAUGCCAACUUGAUUUAACUAAAUUCAUAGGAGAAAGAGACAGAAGUUAGAAGAAGAACUGAAGUGUGAUCUUCCUGGCUCUUUAAUUAUAAAAUGAAUGAAGUGGGAAGACUUAAACGUCAAUUAAUUUACUCUUCUAACAUUUACUCUAAAAGAAUUACAAACCCUUACAUAAUAUUUUCUGAUACCUUUAAAAUAAGGAUUCGAAUUACCGCUGCAUCCUUAUGUCAGACUGCGUUUUUCGGGAAGGGAGUCGAGACUAGCAAAUAAACUCUAUUACCAUGAGCGUCAUGUUGA